AUGGAUUCCUCUGCGCCGAUGCGUGACUUGCUGGCCUCGUCGUCGACUACAUCCGGCAUCGUGAUGGCUCUCACGAAAGAACAGCUGGACAGCAUUGAAUUUAUCUGCGUUUCGCGCUACGGGAUUUUAAUCACAUAUUCUGUGCUCAUCUACGAAUGGGUAGCCUGCUUCCAGGACGAGGUUAAGCUCAUCUACCGUAGGCGGUGGUCGUAUGUGUCCAUGGCCUACACGCUGUGCCGUUACUAUCCCCUGCUGAUGUGGGGCGUCGUGGCUUGGUCGUAUACCUUCAACCACACUCCCGGGAUUUGCAAGUCUGCGGUCAGACCAGUACAUGCACUACAGCUUCCCCUGCAAUUGUUCGGCCAAGCUGUGAUGGUUAUGCGGGCCUACGUCUUCUCAGAGAGGAGCAACCUUGUUUUGGCCAUACUGUUGUCUGGCUAUGGUGUCUUGGUUGGCGCAGUGGCAUAUCUGUUCCUUACGGAUGUUCCCCUUCCCGUCCACAAUCCCUCAAGUCCUGUAUUUCUCUUGGGAAAGUCUGGCUGCUUUCCUGACUACAGCGAGAAGGCAUUUGGACUCCGGAUUGGCCUUGCGUUGGUUUCUGCAAUGCUUGUCGACUCGCUGAAUUUGCUCGUCGUGUCCUUUUACUCCUGGAAGAGAUCACGAUACGGACGUUCGAAGCUCACAUGUUUCUUCUCCAAGCAAGGGUUGAAUGCAUUCGUUUGGAUGACUGUCAGCAAUGUUAUUACGCUUGCGCUCUAUUUUUCUCAAGACAAUGGAAUCGGUGUCCCGUUCGUCCUCGUCAUUUCGAAUAUCUUCGCCUGCAGAAUAAUUCUCCAACUUCGUUCCGGGUCAUGGCAAACCGGCACUCAGCUAUCAAGGGACAACUCCCAAAUGAUUCGGGAUGCCCUGGCCAAGCUUCCGCCGCCGCAAGACGAAUGGGCCGUCAGUGUUGACCUUUCUGCUGAAGACGAAGACGAUGCUCCUUUAAGAAGGUCUGGAGAGGUAUGA
Molecule: messenger RNA, 1008 nt
Organism: Cyclocybe aegerita
Lineage: Eukaryota; Fungi; Basidiomycota; Agaricomycetes; Agaricales; Hemipholiotaceae
Source: the annotation of a GenBank genome assembly